Molecule: messenger RNA, 4416 nt
Organism: Penicillium salamii
Lineage: Eukaryota; Fungi; Ascomycota; Eurotiomycetes; Eurotiales; Aspergillaceae
Source: the annotation of a GenBank genome assembly
AUGAUCCCUCGGUGGCUGCUGCUCACAUUUAGCCUGCUGCUGGCCUGGGCCAGCCUCGCGGCAGCAGGCAACGAGCCUAGAGUUGUAACUCACAAACUUGAAGGCCCGCCUACAGACCUCUUCUAUUUCAAAGGCACCAACACCGUCCUCUACCGCGACGACCGUCUCCGAGCCCAUGUCUCCUUCGAUGGCGGCGAGAAAUGGGAGGUGAUCAAGGGUAAGGAGGGAACUAUGGAGGGUGCAGCCCUGUUUAUCUGGAAGCACCCCUACGACGAUGACCGCGCAUACAUUCUGGGCAAGGAUGGGAAGCAUUGGAUUACAACGGAUCAGGCCAAGACUUGGAAACAGUUCAAGGUCGAUCUGGAGUUCUCUGUGACUAGUGCCCCUCUGGAAUUCCAUGGAUGGGAUGCGAAAAAGGUCAUCUUCAUGGGAGCGGAUUGCUCAUUGCCAUUCUGCCCACCGAGAGCGUUCUACACCACCAACGAUUUCCAAGACGUGCACCCCCUCCGCGAACUUACACUCCAAUGCAUGUGGGCUGCCAGCCGUCCGCAGUUCGGUCAGGAUAUCGAUGUGCCGAAAUCGAUCGGGGAUCGAAUCAUGUGUGUCGUCCCUGGGCUGAGGGGUCCGUUCGACCAUACCGUUACCGAACGCCUGAUUUACACGGACAACUACUUCAAGGAUGAUGAGGAUGGUGUGGAUGCAAAACUCGAUCAUGGACGACCAUUGAGUGGUGUGAGUGCGCAGGUUCGCUCUGUGACUAAGUACCUGGUGGCGCGAGUUCAGUCUCGCGGAACCCAGGAGCAGGCUCUCUAUGUCAGUGACGACGCGACUGUCUGGCACCGCGCAGAAUUCGGCUCGCACCGUAUCGAGGAGGACGCGUAUACCAUUCUGGAAAGCACAAACUACAGUAUCCAGAUUGAUGUCCAGACGACAAUGCACAAGAACCGCAUGGGAAGUUUGUUCUCGUCUAAUUCCAAUGGCACCUACUUCACCAAAAACAUCGAUCACACCAAUCAGGAUACUCGUGGAAUCGUUGACUUUGAAAGAGUCACUGAUAUCCAGGGUAUCACCAUUGUCAACACGGUCAAGAAUUGGGAAGAGGCCAAGAAGUCUGAUUCGACUGAGAAGAAGCUUGUCAGCAGUAUCAGCUUUGACGAUGGUAGAACCUUCCAGUCUCUCAAGGCUGACAAGGAGGAGCUUCACAUUCACUCUAUGACCAAGUACUUUGAGAUGCGCAAACUGCCCAUGCCUGGCCACCGGAUGUUCUCCAGUCCUGCUCCUGGCUUGGUCAUGGGUGUGGGAAACACUGGUGAUCACUUGAAGGAGUACGCUGACGGUGACUUGUAUGUCUCUGAUGACGCUGGUUUGACCUGGCGACGCGCCCUGAAGGGUCCGCAUCGGUACGAGUUUGGCGACCAGGGUGGUGUCAUUCUCGCCGCCAGCGACGGCAAGACAAAGAAAAUCCAGUACUCCAUCGAUCACGGCAAGGAAUGGGAGUCGAUCUCUCUGGAUCACGAGGUUGUGCCUCUCUACCUCAUUUCGACGCCCGACUCUACCAGCCUCAGGUUCCUGCUCGUUGGCAUCUCUGCUGAGAAAGGCGAGAAGGAGUUUGUGAUGUCCUUCAUUGACUUCGACGGUCUCCAUGAGCGCGAGUGCGGCUCUGGUGAUCUGGAAGAGUGGACCGCCCGACUAGACGAGAAGGGUGAACCAGACUGUCUGAUGGGUCAGAAGCAGUUCUUCCACCGCCGGAAGCCAAAUGCGGAUUGCUUCAUCAAGAAGGAGUUCGCCAUCGCUGGUCCCGAGUUCAAGCCCUGCAAGUGCUCAGCCGAAGACUUCGAAUGCGAUUACAACUUUAUCCGCAGUGAAGACCGCAAGGAGUGUGUUCCCGCUGUUCCGUUGACUGCGCCCGCCGGAGCUUGCAAGGAGCCUACCGACAAGUACAUGGGUCCCUCUGGAUGGCGGUUGAUCCCUGGAAAUGCCUGUAUCCGUGAGGGAGGCGAGAACCUCGAGAAACAGAUUGAACGCUCGUGUUCGAACUCCACAGACACUGCACCAAUUACCGAUGGUAAACCUCGCGCGGGCAAGCCACAUAGCAUCUCCGCUAAGCAGACGACACACUUCUAUCUGGAGCGACAGGCUAGUAAUACCGGAACCGAUGAGACUAUCAUUAUGCUUGCUGACAAGGAGCUCUACAUCUCCCGCGACCAUGGUCACAAAUGGAAGCGUGCUGUUGAUGACAAGAUCAUGUCAAUGGUUGAGCAUCGUUACUUCAGUGACGCUGCUUUCUUCAUCACUGAUAGCAAGAAGGUCUGGUACACCAUCAACCAUGGAGAAUCCUUCCACUCAUUCACCGCGCCCAGCGCGCCCACCAAAGAGGAUCUCCGAACGCUGGCUUUCAACGAAAAGAAGCGGGACUCUCUCAUCUGGAUCGGUCACAAGGACUGUGAGGGAGAGCGCUGUCGUUCGGAGGCAUACAUCACCGACAAGCGUGGCGCCAGCUGGGACCCAAUGCUGAUUGGAACUGGUAAUUGCGACUUUGCGGCCCACGAGGGCCGCAACGGCAGCGAUUCCUUGGUGAUCUGUGCGCAGUACAAGGACGAGGAGAAGAAAAAUAACCUGCAGCUAGUGACCAGUGACGACAAGUUCUCCACUAAGGAGACACCGUUUGAAAGCAUCGCUGAUUACGGUACGAAGAAUGAUUUCGUUGUUGUGGCUCAUUACGGCGGUGCGGACAAGAAAUUCAUGAACGCCAGUGUCAGUGUCGACGGACGCACUUACGCGGAAGCUCACUUCCCCUUCAACAUCAAUGUCCCCGGAUACACCAUCCUCCAAAGCUCCCCGCACGCCCUGUUCCUCCUUGUGGCGACCAACAUGGGCGAGGGACGCAAUUUCGGCUCUGUGGUCAAGUCGAACAGCAAUGGCACUUAUUUCGUCCAGAGUCUGGAGGCUGUCAACCAAAACGACCGAGGCAUGGCCGACUUUGACAAAAUGGAAGGUCUGGAAGGUGUGCUCGUUGCCAAUGUCGUGAUCAACUCCGAAGAUGUUAAGACCAAGGGCAGCACCAAGAAGCUUCGCACUGUGAUCUCACACAAUGAUGGAGGUCAAUGGGCGCUGGUGCCUCCUCCACUGAAAGAUGUCGAUGGCAAGAAAUUUGACUGUUCAGUGACCGAAGGAAAGGGCACUGGGAAAUGUGCUAUUCACUUCCAUGGCUUUGCUGAACGCCGUAAUUACCGGCACACCCUGUACUCCGGCUCUGCGGUCGGUCUCAUGCUCGCGCAGGGCAAUGUUGGCGACAGCCUUGGCCCCGCCACUGAGGCCGAUACCUUCCUCACCAAUGACGGUGGUAUCUCCUGGCACCAGGUGAAGAAGGGUGCAUACAUGUGGGAGUACGGUGCCGCAGGCUCAGUCAUUGUCCUUGUCGCCGAGAACAAGGCCACCAAUGUGGUUCACUACACGCUCGAUGAGGGUGCCACCUGGAACGAGUUCCAGUUCACGGAGAAGGAAAUGGUCAUUCACGACAUCUCCACCGUUCCAUCUGAUACCUCCAAGAACUUCCUCCUUUGGGGUACAGACGGCGGCAAGACCGUGACUAUUCCUCUCGACUUCAGUGGUAUCUGGAGUCGGGACUGCAAGGACGACGAAAAAGACUACUUCAUGUGGACCCCUAGCCACCCCUUCCAGGAAGAAAACUGUCUCUUCGGACAUGUUCAGGAGUAUCACCGCAAGAACCCCAAAGCCGAAUGCUGGAAUGCCUGGCGAGAGCCUCACAUCCACAGCAUCGGCCGGAACUGCACAUGCACACGAGCCGACUUUGAAUGUGACUACAACUACGAAAUGCAGAAGGAUGGAAGCUGUGGUCUGGUCCCCGGUCUGCCCAAACCCGACCACAUCAGUCAGUGCACUGCCGACCCAGAGCGAGUGGAAUACUGGGAACCCACAGGGUACCGCCGCAUCCCCCAGACCACCUGUCAAGGUGGACUCAUUCUGGACCAAGACGUGUCGCAUCCCUGUCCCAACAAGGAAGAAGAGUACAACAAGAAGCACGGCAUCAGCGGCGUAGGACUCUUCUUCGCGAUCGUGAUUCCCAUCCUUGCCGCCGUCGCCGUGGGCUGGUACGUGUACACCCACUGGGAUGGCAAAUUCGGUCAGAUCCGUCUGGGCGAGAGCAGCUCGUCCAGUCGGGAUGCGCUCGCCAUCCCCGUUGCUAUCAUUGCGGGCGUCGUGGCUGUGGCCCAGGCCGUGCCCCUGUUGGUUAGUAGUCUCUUCCGGAGUGCGGGUGGGCUGUUUAAGCGAGGUCAACGACCGUAUGCGACGCGCGGGUCCUUCGCUGCCCGUCGCGGCGAUUACAGUCACGUCGUUGAUGACGAGGAUGAGUUGCUGGGUCCUGAUGAAUUCGAUGAAGAAGAAGAAGCUUGA